Porites lobata is the source of this 4495-nucleotide messenger RNA. The record is from the annotation of a GenBank genome assembly. Lineage: Eukaryota; Metazoa; Cnidaria; Anthozoa; Scleractinia; Poritidae.
AUGCUGAUGAGCCCCAGUAAGGGUGAAACAGCUGCUCAUGGCUGUCACUGCCCGCGUGAUAUGGCUGUGCGCAUAUUUGAGGUAAUGGCUAGGCCGUGGGUUGGUGUAUGUGUGCCCCUUGCUGUGAUUUACCGGUAAUUCGUGAUCCACCUUCCCCGCACAUGUUGUGGUGGAACUGCUGUUCGGUUCCCAGCCAACAGCUCCCACAUGUGUUGUGUGGAGCUGGCACUUGAUAGACUGCUUUGCACUCACCUCGGCAGUAAGGAGUUUUUGAGAUGCGGGUUUGCCCUGUCCAUUAACCCAAUGGCUGUGCCACGCUGGUGGGCCCUAGUAAGGGUGAAACAGCUGUCUGUGGCUGCCACUGCCCCUGAAAUCUUUGCUCAUUGUCACUUAGCGAUAGCUAUAACUAGUUAAUAAUUAUUGUUCAGACAUUCAGCCUCUUUUAAAGUAUUCUCAUUUAAUGUUACACCUUUCUCCUGCUACUAGAAGUCUUAAUGAAAACCCUGAAAAGUUGGGCUGCAGUAUUUUAUUUUUGACAAAUUCUUUAAAGUUUAGAAAUUGAGGUCUUGGUGCAAUACAUUACAGUCUACCUUAAGUGCUUUCAUGGCCACAAACUUCAAAGAGAUAAUUAUGGUUGGUGUCAUUUCUAUCCCCUCCCAAAAUCAAAAUAUAAAAGAUGGGAAAUGUACCUGUGUAACAGUUGUAUAAUUAAACAUGUUUGUUUGCCGAUUUCAUCUCAUAACACCUACUUGGUUGCUUAAAUUGUCUUGUUAUUAGAUCAACAUUGAACUUGUUAGUCAGAGACAUGGCUUAAAGUAACCUGUUAUUUUGCCAAAGCUAGGUUGUCAGAUGGUAGGGAAUGAAUAAAGUUAAGGCAAAGGCCUACAAUGUAGAUGCAUGUUGAAAACUUUCUCAUUCUUUUUAUUUUUUUGAUAGGAAGAUACUGGAGGGAACACCAUCACCCAUUUUAGCUGGCAAGUAAGUAAUCUCAGUAGUAGAGAAUGCAUUUUUUAUUUCAGUGGCAACGUAUUUAGCAUGAGCAUACUACACGUACUCGGGGAUACUAUUUUUAUGUACGUCUCCUACUGGAGACGGGACCGCUAUUUUACAUGUACAUUGUCAUCCAAACCACGCGAAUGUUUAUCUGCUUGCAGUGCAGAGGAAGUACCUUCAUUUCUCAGUUAUUUUAUUUAAGACCCUGAGUAUUGGUCCAGUCCCAGGAAUCGAGCCUGCAACUUUUCGUUUUGCAGUCACAUGCUAUACCAACUGAGCUAACACUGUGGCAGUAAAAAUCUGGACUACAUUUAGUAACCUUAAUGUUACAGGUUCGAGUCGUAGUAUACCUGUAGAUUUUUUCUUCUGAAACACCUUAGUCUUUUUUAAUCAGGUUAAAAACAGAAAAUAAAAACAUCUUGGUCAAGUAUUCACCAGAUUUACCAAUCAGAUUUCUAUCAUUUUACAUAGACACAUAUUGAUGUUCUAGUCCCAGCAGUAUGCAGGAUGUUUGUCACAUGAACCUACGUGUAGGGUGCCUUCUUUUGGGAUGAUCCGGAUAAGGAUCAGUGAUCCGUGAUCACUCAGAUCAUGGUAGAUCAAAUGACCUGCCAAAUCCCUGUCCAGAGUGGAUUCAUUGGUUCAUUUGAUCUACCAUGAUCCAAGUGAUCACAGAUCACUGAUUCUGAUCUAGAUCAUCCCAAAGGAAUGCACCUGUGGUUUGUGGCCUUAGCUCCUACCAGUCUGCUAUAACUCAGUGGUAAAGCACGCAGUCGCUGGACUAGCAAUAAAAAGGUCAUUGGUUUUCUUCCAAGUGGCCUGUGUCGUGUGACUGAAAAUAGAAAUGUAACAAACAUUUUCUUGUGCCUGUUACUUACAGUGCACAUUACAGGCAAAACAUACUUACUUACUGCCUAAUGCCCAGGCAAAACAUAUGAUGUCAUUGUAGAAGUACCAGGGUGUUGCCACAUCCUUGUAAGUGGUGAUUUAGAGUCUUUUCCGUAUGUUUUUUUUUCAGUAUAUUAAAUGAAUCCAUUCCCAAAGAUGAAGCUGAUCAACUUCUUCAAGAUCUUCUGCAUGAAAUGAGUAAGUUUUUGUUGCAGGUGACAAGAAGAGCCUGCAAUCCUAAUCUCCGUGUUGUUACAUUGUGUAUUUUGUACAACUGUAUGUAGCCAGUAUUUGUUUGGACUUCCACUAAGAAUGGAUGGAAUGCACAGAACGCAAUUUGAUCACUCGCAUUUGGACCUUCUAUCACUUGUAAUCUGAUUAUGGGUGCUUUGACCAUCUGAUCACAUGAAACAUGCACAAAACACAGCAGCAUGCAUUGGGGCUAAAGCCUUUUGGCCUUUGAUCAUUGUCGCCUGCCCUCCGUAACCUUUGGUUAUUACUAGUUACGUACUAUUUUUCCUGUCUUCAAACUGUUAUUUUGUUGCUAAAAUGAUUUAUUUUCUUUUUUGCAGAUGAGGAAGGUUUUGAUGAAAUCAGGUUCGCUGCCUAUCGAUCCGCUGCCAAACUUCUUUUUGUGCAGAGCAAGACAAACUGUAAGACCUAGUUAAUUUUUUUUGCCAUGACGGUGCAGAUUAACAACUAACUGUUGAUCAUUUUUUUCUGAGCUGGUGUGGCAUUUUGUUAAAUUUGCCCUUGGGUGACUAAGAAAUCUUAGUUAUCCGAGAAGCAGAGAAUUGUAAAUGAAACUUGAGAAUUGAAAUAAUUGUAGAAUCGGAAGUGAAUAAUGGAUCACAACUCUUAUUAUAGUAUUCUCCGAUUCUGAGCACUAAAUUGGAGAAUGGUAGAACGAAUCUUGAGAAUUUACGUAAUUGUAGAAUCAGAAGUGAAUAGUAGAUUAACUCGUAUCAUACCAUUCUCUGAUUUAGCACUUAUCACAUCCUUCUGCCCUGGUUUAGAGUAGCUUAAGCUUUUUUAUGACAUUAUAUUAUCUUGUAAAGACUGAUGUGCAGAGUAUCAUGUUAACCUGUGCAAGUUCACAGAAUUAAAGUUAACAUUGAGAAUUUUUUGUUUACUUCCUGAUAGUGUACUUGGUUGACGUUUUUAACAUGAUUGAAGCAUUUCGAGAAAAUGGACUAAACACUCUUGACCACAACACAGAGCUGCAUGAAACACGACUGGAAGCGAUCGUAUCAAGCAUAUUUUAUGCCUUGAACAAGCGAUUGCCCACAACUCACUAUAUUGAUGUUGAGCGGUCAAUAAGCUUGGUAACAAACUGGCUUUUAUAUGCAUAUGACAGGUGAGAUCUGUUGAACUGCUAGAAAAGUUCUUUUAAUUUAAAGGAACUGGAAAUUACUUUAUUGAUUAUAUACGCACAGAAAUGAAAUGGCAGACUAACCCGCAUUCUAUAUAAUUAUAUUAAAAAUAAUUCUAACAAUACUUCGAGGCUUUAAGGUCAAAAUUGCAAAUUUUACAUGACUCCAUUGUCUUGCAGUUCUCAGAAGAGACUUAAAGACAAAGAAAACCAAACCAAAUAUAGAAAAAUGACCAGAGAGCCUUGGAGUCAUGUUAGAAAGUUAAUAAUUAUAUCGAGUGUGGGCUAUUGUAUGCUCCAUGGACAAGCAAAUCUCAUAUUUUGUUCACUCAGGGCCAUUGCAUGCAUGUCAUACUAUAGUUUGUAGACUUGACAUUUUGCCUGGGCCCUGACCCAUCAAGCAACUGACCAUGUAACUUGCCCAGCUGGAGAGACAGUUGGGGUUUUUCAAUACCUGAUGUGUUAUACCAUGUUGAUAAAACUUCUUCUUUUACACGUGUAUAUCAAGGGCACCAAAGGCUAGGCAGGAAAAGGUAAUCAGAAUUAUUAGGCUACCCAAUGAGAAAUGUUCUCUUUUUAUUCUAUGAUGAAUAAAACCUGUUUAUUGUUACUAUAUUUUUUUAGCUUGAUUUGUUGAAAAAUAAAUUUAAACACGUAUUACUCAAAAAAAUCCUGCCUAUUGAUCACAGGCGGAGACUAGUAGAUUUUAUUCCUGCUGGGCAAUUUUUCUUCUAUGCUUGAGCUUUUCGUGGUGAUAAAGAAGUAAGCUAUGGCAAGACAAAUGUAUUCAACUUGCUGAGCUGAGCAAAAUGUGAGAGCUGGUUGUUCAACAGUCAAGCUAAAAUUCAAGUGUUUUUUUUAAAGCUCUGCAAUAUUUAUUUACAUGAAGAGGAUUUAGUGAUCCAGUGAAGGUUCUUAAUUAUUAGUUAAAUAUGCAAUUUAUUUGUUAAAAUAAUUAUGACCUGUUUUGAAAUAUUAUUAAUUUCUAUUUUAUUUUUUGUGGUGUGACUAUAAUUGCAUGUACAUUUGGAUCUUACUAACCUAAUGUUUGAUUCAAUAGCAUAAGAGUGAUCUCAGCUGAUUCUUCACUGAUUUUUGCAUUGCAGUGAUGCUAUUGGUAGGAUACGUGUAUUGUCAGUCAAAACAGCUCUUUCAACACUGUGUGCUGGCCGUCUUGUGGAUAAACUUAGAUGUAAGAAAUCACGUAUAAUCUCAGUCUGUGUUUUACUAGAAAAUAGCCAU